Myodes glareolus (Bank vole) is the source of this 2613-nucleotide messenger RNA. NCBI's taxonomy places the organism in Eukaryota, Metazoa, Chordata, Mammalia, Rodentia, Cricetidae. The record is from RefSeq and is a predicted model, not a curated record.
CAAGCAAGCCCGGCCCGACCUCUGCGGCCAUUCUGCAGCAGCAGGACUCAGACUCGGGAUGAGACAAAGAUGCCUGCUGAACUAGGGGAAGGACUUCUGCCCAGAGCCUGCUGCGAGGGGGCAGAGCUGAGCAGCCGCGGGUCUUACUGGAAGGCGGAGAGCCUCUGAGGCUGCGGGGUGGUGGGUGGAGCAUUGGAGGCAGCAAGGACCCGGGAGCCCGUGGGCGGGGCUGCAGACAGCGUUGGGCGGCGUGUCGCGGUGCAGCGCGGCGUGGCGCACUGAGCUGGAUCUGCAGCGGGUGAGCGGGUUAGCCAGGCCGAUGGCGGUGACUGCGGCCCUGUCGGCUGCAGCUGCGGCUGCGGCCCUAUCCGGCCUGGCAAUGCGAUUGUCGCGUUGGGCGGCGACGCGCGGUUCCUACAGCGCCUUCUGCAAGGGACUCACGCGCACGCUGCUCACCUUCUUCGACCUGGCCUGGCGGCUGCGCGUGAACUUCCCCUACUUCUACAUGGUGGCCUCGGUGAUGCUCAACGUCCGCCUGCAGGUGCGGAUCGAAUGAGCCAUCACCCGCCACAACGGCGGCCCCGGGUGGAGAGCACCAUCCGCUCCACCCGCGCCACCCACCCCCCCCCCCCCCCGCCAUCCCCUCCAGGCGGCCGCAUGAAGGACCGUGGGGCAGCUUACUGCCCAGAGACUGUGGCGAGGGGCGCAGACGGGACUGCCUGGGCCCCUCCAUUUUAGGCCUCCGGUUCUGCAUCCCAUACUGCAAAAAAACCUUCGCAGCCGAGUCAUUUUCCGCGGCAUCCAGAGAAUCACCAGAGUCUGGCAAACCUGUUGCCUCCGAUUGGCCAGAAAGGGGGAAAACCCGAAAGAGGGGGUGCUACCGCAGGAUUUACCAGGCCCUGUGCAGGAAGGAGUCUCCUGAGGUGUAACCUGAACCCUGAAUGGCAGAGGAUUGGGCCAGCGAGCCUCCAGGAAGGUGCUAGAAGGCCUGCUUCUUCCAUCCUCCCUGUCUGCCCAGCAGCACCUGCGAUGACACUCGUGUGACCCAGAAGCCCAUCUUCCAGCCAUGAGCAGCCUGGCAGCCGUGUGCCACAGGAUCUGGGGAAGUGGGAAGGAUUCCAGGAGCAAGCAGCUGCUGUCAGGAUAGGGUGGAGAGGCAGAGUGCACAGGAGGCCAACUCUGAAGGCUUCUCUUUAUUUUUCAGGCCUUGGUCUUCUAGGUGAUGGCUCCCUUCUCUGAUCAUUUCAGAUGGAUCCCUAUGUAGAGAUGCCUGCCUCUGUUCCUGAGCAGCCCGGGGAGCAGCUGAGUGAAGAACCUAGAAGAGGAAGGGCCUUUCUGGUAGAGGCUUAGAGAGUGGUGGUGUGGCUCAGGUCGUCUGGCCCCGCCACAGAAAAGAUGCCAGUGUACCUUAGGCACUGAUGUCUCCUAGCAACACUGUGAGGGAGGUGUAUUCAUUCUCUCAUCUCAUGAACACAGUGGGCAUCAAGGACCGGGCUGGGAUUUGCCCUUGUUACACACAGAAGAGGGGGAAACUCAGUCUGCCCUGGACCUGCAUUCCCCAACCCCUUCUGCAGUCUUCUUCAUGACCUGGGAGGAAGCUGGGGUGGGGAGGGAGUAGAGAGCUGCCAGGGGACCUAGGGAGAAAGAGAGGCUGUGGGUUAGGGAAGUUGGGCAUCUGCCUUUCCUUGGAGUGGACUAGAAGACAGGCCGAUAGUUGAGUUCAUGAACAGAGAGGAAGGUUCAAGAGCUUCCUGAAAUGUCUAGUCCUCCCCACCUCUCUGGUGCUUGACCAGGGCCCCCGAGCAGUUGUGUGGUAGUGAACUACAAUGAUGGCAUUGUGGUUCAUGGGAAGUCGAGGAGCUACAGGCUGAGACCCAUGGUAUGGCCCUGUUUCUUUGUUCCCAGGCUUGUAGCCCCAUCCCAGGCAUCACAUGGGAAAAAAAUCUCCUCCAGAUAUACUGAGCACAGUCUGUCCAGGAGGCCCUUCUUAGGCUAGACUCUCCAAAUGCCCAAGGAUGACCCAAGGAAUACUUUUGCUACUUCUCCUACACUCUUCCAAGCUUCUCUGGCACUGGUAUCUCAAGGUCCAUGCAUUGCUUUCCUGAUACAGAAACCUUCAGCAUGCUGUCAGCCUUGAUCUACUGGAGAAAUGAGUAUGGAGACAGAGGCCCUGCCUUCUUAGACCUCCUGCUCCAGGAAGCCCCUCCCUGAUUAUGUCCAGACAUGGGCUUAUGGUGUGAGGUCAGAGGCACUGACAAUGGACUGGACUCUGGGCGAGGAGAUGGGGGUAGAACUAGGAUUCUGCUUUGUGUGUCCCAUUCUGGCCCUGAGUAGUUUGUGAGUCUCUGUUUUCCCUGCCCCCUUGGCUACCUUUCUUCCUCCAGGAUGACCUGGCUGUGUGAUGGGGUCAUAAUGCACUUUAUCUCCUUGCUGUCUGUACUGCAGGCAGCGGAGCGUCAAUCAGCUCAGAGACUGAACCCAGAUGGCCGCACAUUUCCAUGUGUGAUGAACUCUGCACUGCCAGUGCUGUCUGGUCAGAGAUGUCGUUUCUGAUGUUGCCACAUGUUGUUGUCUCUCAAAGUAAAAACAAAAUCCUUAGUUCAGUACACCAAA